AUGGCCAAGUUCGGAACCCAGAAGGAAGCUUCGCGGACCAAAAGCAUCAAAUUUCCGUUUCAGUAUGGGAGGUACAAGUUUAUUUUCCUUGGCAUCGUUUUUUACCAAAUAUUUGGUCUGCAAGUUGGACAAGCUGAAGCAUCGUGGCCUCGAGAUACUUAUGACUUGCAAAUGUUCCUGAGAGUCGAAGGAAAAGACUGUUUGCGACGCAUUGUUAUUCAAGGAACCCUUCCAAAUUACACCUAUGACACCUCUUUUACACAUGAGCAAGAAAGAAAAGUUCUUCUAGAUAUUUACACAUAUACAAAUGGCAAGCAAUGGUAUAAUAGCAGUGGAUGGAAUAGUUCAAUAGAGCACUGUUCCUGGUAUGGAAUCACGUGUCACGGCAAUUCAUACAUCAAGUCCAUUAUGCUGCCCUUUAACAACUUGAAUGGCUCUCUCCCUUGCAAUUUGUGGAAAAUACGAAACUUAUUUUCUUUGUGCGUGCCUGGUAACCCAAGCCUUCGUGGUAGACUCGGGGACUUUUUGUUUGGAAAUAUGAGUUUAUUGCUGAACUUAAUCAUCUGUGCUUCCUCUGUUUCUGGCGAGAUCCCUCAGGAUAUCGUCAAUCUUACAAAUCUGCAAUUCUUUAUAGCCAGUCCUAUGGACGGAGAAGGCCUCACGGGACAGUUGCCAAGAGACUUAGGAAAUAUGAAGGAGCUACGGAUGCUGGAUAUUGGCGGGAAUAAUAUAACUGGACAAAUACCCAGAAGUAUUUCGAAACUGACAAAACUUUAUGAUCUUACCUUACGAAACACCCCCGGGAUGAUGUCUGGAAACCUUUCCGACAUAUUUGCAAUACCUUCGUUGGCGGAUGUCUGCGUAUCUGGAGUGAGUUUAGUAGGAGAGAUACCUCGAAAGUUUCCACCAAACAUAGCUAUCCUUUUAUUGCCUGGAAAUAAUAUAUCCGGUAAGCUUCCAGAAAUAUUUCCGAACAACAGUGCCCUGCGAAACCUUAAUCUUGCAAACAAUCGUCUUACGGGAGAUAUUCCCGGCCAUCUGCUUUUAAAACCACUUGAUAUUUUAGAUCUAUCUCAAAACAGGUUUACGUCAAUUAAUGAAGGCAAGCCAUGGUCAAAAGACGACGUGGGAAGCAUUAGUCUUCACUUAUCGUUGGCCGAAAAUAGAGGCUUGGCAAUUGAUUUUCAAAGUUUCAUGGGGCUUUUUAAUAGCACAGCGACCUUAUCUGUCAUAAAUGUAAGCUACUGUGAUAUAGAAAGUCCUGUCUUGCCGAAUCUGUUCAACUUCUUACGAUUGUCCACUUUCGAUUUAAGUGGCAAUAACUUUUAUGGAGAAUUACCUAAUUUUUUUGGCGAUGUCUCAGUUCUAUCAUAUAUUGACGUAUCUGCAAAUAACUUAUCAGGUUCUCUACCAUUAGGAACUCAAAAUUUCAUGGCUCUUCAAUACUUAGAUAUUUCAGGAAAUCCUUUCAUGAGGAAAGGAACAAGCAUAUUGGCAAAUACCUUUCAGCCAGACUUUUCAAGAAUGAUCAGGCCUCAUCAAGGAGAUCACUAUACGUGUCCCGAAGGGCGCUUUACGUUCAAUAAUGGACGUAUUCGGUUAGAUCCUACAUUUUACCAAUACAAGUAUUGUAUCUGCGACGCUCAAUUUUACGGAGAUAAUGGACUUUGUAAAUCAUGCAUGGACGGAGGGACGUGCAACCAAGUUGAUGUCAAUACCUUGGAGGAUAUCCGCCCAAACAUCAUGAGGAUAGCUCCCGGCUACUGGCCAUCGCCUAAUUCUAAGAAUGUUACUCAUCUCGUCAAGUGUCCAGUACCUGCUGCGUGCAAUCCGCUGGCUUCUUGCACCUGUCGCCUUGGCACAUCACCCAACGAUCCGCAUUUAUCCCACACCAAACGUCUAUCGCCAAAUUUAAACACGACAUGCGAUCAGUCCCACAUAUGUCAUUCAGGAAACACUGACAGAUUCUGCCCUCGUUGUGAAGAAGGAUUUUAUAAAAUUGGCGGAUUGUGCUACCAAUGUGUGAAAGGAGAUCUUACUUACUACUACUUUUUCAUUCCAAUUUUUGCCAUUUCUUUCCUUGUUCUACUUUGGUCAUUUUUUUAUUUCAACUUGCGACCUGUUAAAUGGUUCAUGGUAACAGCAGUACAUUUUCUCUUAAUGCUGAUCUUUAUGCUUUUGGAAUUUUUACCCACUUGGGUUUUCAAAUUGAACCUGGUAGUUUUCGUGUUGUGUAUGACUAGUCGAGGGAAAGGUUCAAAGUCACUCAUCAGCAUCGCAGUGUUUUAUAUUCAAACCCUGGACUUCAUGGUUUCUAGCUCAAACGUUUGGCCUCCAAAAAUCAUUGCAGCUCAAAGCUACUUGAGUAGCUACUGGAAUUUGUAUUUCCCUUCACUUUCAUGCGAUUUACCUUCUCUUUUCAAUCCUGUUGGUAAGUUUACUUUUAUUCUCCUUCUUCCAAUUGGUUUCUUGGCACUUGUGGGUGUCUACUUUAUAGUUAUGCUGAGCUACAACAAGGUUCGUCCCCGAGAAGGACGAAUGGAAAAUGUUCACUUUAAAUGCCGUCAAAGUGCCUUUUUCUGUUUAAGUUUCACUUACUUUCCAGUUGUAAAGCAAACUCUUUCCAUCUUACGCCCAUGCCAAAAUGACCGUGAUGUUCUGUACAUGCCAAAUUCCCCUUGGAUAGAAUGCACAUCUGUUACUUACAGAACGCUAUCAGCUCUUGGUUUUGUCUCCGUAGUGGUCUACGUGAUUGGGUUUCCUUUGCUUCUCUCCUCACUCAUGUUCUUUUUCUUUCGAAAAAGAAACAGCAUGAGCCAAGACGAUCGUGAAAAACUUGACACGUGGCUUGGUCCUGCUUAUUUACCUUACAAACCAAGGUAUCAGCAGUACUUUGAGAUUGUAAUGCUACUCCGUCGCCUGUUACUAGCCAUUGCGUUAUCCAUAAUUUCGUCUUCCUCUACUUUACAAACCUUCGCUGUCUGGGUCCUUCUCGUGGGCUUUGCUAUAAUUCAUCUGUGUUUUCAUCCUUAUAACGAUCUUCCUCAUCACAAGUUUGCUUCUGAAAACUUUUUCGAGCCCCUUGUUUUGCUGGUGCUUUCAAUGUCCUUCAUACUGUUGAGGUUCUCGAACAUGGAAAGCUCCAUGAGUUAUUCAGCAGCAUAUGUGUGGAUUGUAAUUGUUAUUAACUCUUGCAUUCUUCUCCUAUUAAUGGGCGUUAUUUUCUACCGUCUUAUAAUAACUGGGUAUGAAGAUUCCCAUGGGUGCUCUUGUGGCGGAAGCGGCGUGAAUGAAGAAAGAACCAAUUUGCUGUCCGUGAACAGCCAACAUUGGGGAGGCACAGAAGUCGACGACAUCGACUAAUUUAAAUUUUUUUUUCUAUCUGAACGUCCUGCAUAAUUAACUAUCAUAGAUAUAGUUGAUACUCAUCGUUCAAGAUCUUGUGACUUAAGCUUACUACUUAAUUUUGGCUCCAACCAAAAAGUAUCAUUACUAUAGUUACAAGUUUCAGUUUUCAGUCUAAAACCACCUAAAAGACCGUGGCGUCGUUUAGGGAAUUGUAUUUGUUAACUCUAUAAUAUGUUGUGGUUAUAGAUUCUUUCCUCUUUCGGUGUUAUUUUUCCUGUUCUAAAAGAUUAGUAGUCUAAAAAAAGAUGAAAACAAAAGACAGCCCGAGGUUAACACUAUAUCACAACAUAUGACGGGUCAGUCAAGGUAGAGAAAGAGUUAUUCUCUCUAAUUCAUUGUGUAUCCAAAGAGCUUCGUGUAAUCACUCUUGAAAUGGAUGGCGUUUCUGUAGGUUUUCUAGUUGAGUGCGUUAGGUACUUUAUGUCGAAUGUUAUUUUAUGAACGCUGGUUAUGUAUUAGAAGUUUUUCUGUAUCGAGCACCUUUGAUAUGAAAUCAAGGGGGAUAUUUGUUGGUUCAGGGAUGAAAUACAUGUCUAGGUAUAAUGCAACAAUGACUAAAGGUACUCUUCUCUGUUUAUGGAAUAUGGAUUUUCAUUCAAGUUUGAUUAAGUGGCAUAUAGUCUUAGGUACAAAAACAAUGUUUAGCUACUGCUAUGUUAGAGUUGUUUAUCUGUAUCUCUACCAUGCCACAGAAGAUACAGCCGAACAGAACACAAGAAAGCUACGCUCUAUGGAAAUCUGUUCAGUGAAACCUGCUCUUGUUUCUGGAGCGCGUUUCACUCUCAGUGACUGUAAUUAACGAGCAUGUUUCCUGCUCAGAUCGUUUUUUAACGUCUUCAGGGACCGCGCAGGGGGAGGGACUGGGGGUAUUAGCCCCCCCCCCCCCCACUUUAAAAAAAAA
Molecule: messenger RNA, 4309 nt
Organism: Pocillopora damicornis (cauliflower coral)
Lineage: Eukaryota; Metazoa; Cnidaria; Anthozoa; Scleractinia; Pocilloporidae
Molecular function (GO): protein binding
Source: RefSeq, a predicted model, not a curated record